Messenger RNA from Sipha flava (yellow sugarcane aphid), 815 nucleotides. RefSeq names its product cuticle protein 7-like. The record is from RefSeq and is a predicted model, not a curated record. The coding region runs from base 85 to 543 and encodes 152 amino acids. The transcript has 2 exons. NCBI's taxonomy places the organism in Eukaryota, Metazoa, Arthropoda, Insecta, Hemiptera, Aphididae. Gene Ontology annotation, cellular component: extracellular matrix.
CAUCAGAGACCAUUUGCCAGUUACAGUUCUCAUAAUUGUUCGUACACAUCCGAAAUCACUAGUGAAAAUAAAUUACACAACACGAUGUUCGUUAAGUCGAUAUUUUUUGCCACCUGCGUGAUGUCCACCCUGGCUCAGUACUCUGCGGUCCCUGCCUACACCGCAAUCCCAGCCAGCUACUCUGUCGUACCUGCCUACCCUACGGCUCCUUCGUACGCAGCCUAUUCAGCCCCGGUGUACACGGCAAAGGCUUACGCCCCCGCACCUGUAUACGUUUCGAAGACUUACGCCCAGGAGCCGGCAUCCGCACCGACUCCGUACAACUUUGAGUACAGCGUAAACGAUCCGUCUACGUACGAUGUCAAAAGCCAGGCCGAGUCCAGCGAUGGUAACGGCAACGUGAAAGGCUUCUACAGCCUAGUCGAGCCGGAUGGUUCCACCCGUACCGUAGAGUACACCGCCGACGACUACAACGGUUUCAACGCCGUCGUCAAGAAGGAAGGAGCAGCAUACACGCCAACCACCUACAAACCAGCACCGUAAAAGCCGUAUUGAACAGGGACGAAAAUGGUUCUAGUCCUUAUAGAGUCCCGGUGCCGCAGAAUUUGGUUUGCUGUCCUUGACACCAGAUACACCAGUCAUAUUUUUAUUUAUCUCAUGAUUUCUGUACAUAUGUUUUUUAUUGAUCACGCCAGUGUACAAAAACACAGUAGUCGUAUAUUCACAUUAUUUUAUCAUCCUACGAUGGCGUGUUGUUGUAACACUGAUUGCAUUGUAAAUAAACCACGAUCAUAAUAAUGUAAUAGAAACCUAUA